AUGCUGACGGUCUCUCUAGCUAAACACUUCUUCUCGGACCCAACUCACCUGGUCAAUUCGGCCCUUCACUCCCUUACCCUAACCAACCCUUCCCUGGCCUUCGACAGACAAAACAAGAUCAUCUACCGUCGACCAUGUAAGGAUACCGAGUCCAAGGUAUCCAUCAUUUCUGGUGGCGGCUCCGGACAUGAACCUGCCUUUGCCGGCUUUGUAGGCAAGGGGAUGUUAACGGCGUCGGUGGCCGGCACCAUCUUUGCUUCUCCGUCUGCCGAGCAGGUCAGGAGGGCCCUGCUGCAACGAGUUGAUGGCUCCAAGGGCGUCCUUGUUAUUGUCAUGAACUAUACCGGUGACGUCAUGAAUUUUGGGCUCGCUGCUGAAAAGGGUAACGCGGCGGGCAUCAAGACCGAAUUCUUCGCUAUCAGUGAUGACGUUGGUGUUGGUCGUGAGAAGGGCGGAAAGGUUGGCAGAAGAGGAAUCGGUGGUGGUGUCAUGGUUCUGAAGAUCGUCGGUGCUCUUGCUGAGACAGGUGCGUCUCUGGAAGAGGUUUAUGCUACAGCUCAACUUGCCAAUAGCAACCUUGUCUCCGUUGGCUCUUCUCUGGAACAUGUCCAUGUCCCAGGCCGAGGCAUGCCAGACCCGAAUUCAGACGACCUGGUACCCCACGGCGAGGUAGAGGUCGGUAUGGGCAUUCAUAACGAGCCUGGUUCCCACCGUAUGAAGGUCACUGUAGAAGAAAUGAUACAGACCAUGCUCAAGCAGAUGCUUGACCAAAAUGAUAAGGAGCGAGCCUUCCUCAAGUACAGCUCCUCGGAAAGUUUUGCCCUUCUCAUCAACAACCUAGGAGGCGUGAGCACACUAGAGUUGUCUGCCCUUACCGCUGAAGUGGUCCUUCAGUUAGAAAGAGAUUACAAAAUUAAGCCUGUGAGGACGAUUCAGGGCACGUUCUUGACCAGUCUCAAUGGUAUGGGUUUUAGUAUCUCUCUACUCCGUCUAGUGGACACCGGACUGGGUGCAGGCAAAUCGCUUCUCGAACUAUUAGAUGCUCCCUCAGAGGCAGUUGGCUGGGCUGCCCCAAUCCGAACCUCCACUUGGGACAAUCAAACGUCCGCCUCCUUCGAGUCAGCAAGCAGCCCCCGUGCUGUCGAGAAGCCCUCAAACCUCAACCUUGAUCCUGCAAUCCUCAAAAAGGUUCUUUCCUCGGGACUUGACCGAGUUAUUAAAGCGGAACCCCUUGUCACCCGCUAUGACACUAUAGUCGGAGACGGUGAUUGUGGAAUUGGGCUCCAGCGCGGUGCAGAAGCCAUUCUCAAAGAAAUUAAUGACUCCUCCACGCCCCUCACGCCCGACAUUCUCGCUACCUUGCAUCGCAUCAUUGACGUCGUCGAAAACACCAUGGACGGCACCAGCGGUGCCAUCUACGCCAUCUUCCUUAAUGCCCUUGCCCAUGGCCUCCGUGCACAAGACAAAUCUACCCCUGCCACUGUAACAUCAAAGAUAUGGGCUAAUGCGCUCCAGCACUCCCUCAAGGCCCUGGCCAAAUACACGCCUGCCCAGCCUGGUGACCGAACUCUUAUGGACGCAUUGUCACCCUUUAUCAGCACCUUAAUUGAAACAGAAGAUAUCCGAAAAGCAGCUGAGGCAGCGAGCCAGGGCGCUGAGUCUACCAAGAUGAUGAAAGCCAGCCUUGGAAGGGCUGUGUACGUUGGUGGUGAGGACGAGUGGGUUGGCAAGAUCCCUGACCCUGGUGCAUAUGGUCUCAGUGAGUUCCUGAACGGUGUAGCUGAGGGUAUAUGA
Molecule: messenger RNA, 1794 nt
Organism: Trichophyton rubrum CBS 118892
Lineage: Eukaryota; Fungi; Ascomycota; Eurotiomycetes; Onygenales; Arthrodermataceae
Product: dihydroxyacetone kinase
Exons: 3
Coding region: 1-1794 (597 amino acids)
Biological process (GO): glycerol catabolic process
Cellular component (GO): cytosol
Molecular function (GO): glycerone kinase activity; ATP binding
Source: RefSeq, a predicted model, not a curated record